This is a messenger RNA of Coturnix japonica (Japanese quail), 3153 nucleotides long. The record is from RefSeq and is a predicted model, not a curated record. Lineage: Eukaryota; Metazoa; Chordata; Aves; Galliformes; Phasianidae.
AUAUCUUCAUUAAUAUUUACAUCUUUCCCUUUAAGUACUAUGAUAGAAAUUCCUUCAGGAGGUGGCGGGGAAGGAAUCUGAGCAGUGUGGUCGUGGAGGCAAAGGGAUCUAUGUGUGUGAGGAAUAUCAAGUCUACCUUAGCUGCCAGACAGUGUACACAUCUUCUCCACCGCCUCCCAGCACCUGCUCCUCUUGGGAAGAAAUGGAAGGAUCAGCAGGGUAACAGGAAGCAAGAUUAGCAAAGGAAAGAGAAAAGAACAAUGUGGAUGUUUUAAAAAUAGCUGGUUCCUGUGGAAGACCUCUCUCUCCAUUUGACAAAAUUACAUCCUUUACUUGGUGCACUACAUUUUUACUAAGUUAUCUGAUUGUAGUUCCACUUACGAUUUGCAAAGGCCGAAGGUUUCUCAGUAUGCAGUCUGCACUGGUUUAACAUAUGACAAGGAGACAAGCAAUCCAUGGAGAAUGGCAAUGGAUAAGAUGCAGAUAAGAACGAAAGAGAAAUUAAGGAUGAAAAAACAGAGAAGUUUCUGAAAACUCAGAUUGUGCACUUCAGAAUAAUUCCAUAAAGGCUCAUCAUUUUAAUCAGCUAUUGAUUACACCGUGGGGACUUUCUACAGAUUCCACUCAAUGCUGCUUUUAAAAAGACUUUUCCCCCGAAAUAACAGCCUUUGGCAGCAUCUGGAAGAAUAGCAUUGCAGUGAAAUCCAUAACAAAGACUGCAAGCAGAUGUCACGACAAGAGAACAGCAUCUUGUAAAGAGGAAAAGUGACCAGACCAGACAGAUACAUUGUGAGGAUGAAACAAGUACUGAAAUAACAGAGAAAUCCAAGAAAUGGAAGCUGCUGCUUGUAAAAGAAGAAAAGCUGAGUAUCACCAGGGUUAAUAACUCCUACUUGAGAUCCAUGAAUGACUACAGAGUCACACUUCUAUAUCGAACUUUCCAGUGCCAUUAGUAACAUGCUGCCUGUCUGGGACAUCAGUACCCUCAUGGUGAGAAGACUACUACUUCUUCACACCAAAUAGAAGAGCUGCAGGAACAAUGGCUUCUAAGGUCUCAUGCUUGUACGUUUUGACAGUAGUUUGCUGGGCAAGCGCUCUCUGGUACUUAAGUAUAACUCGUCCUACUUCUUCCUACACUGGCCACAGACAGGUCAAUAGCAUAUCAAUAGCCAGAAAAAAUGUCUCCUUUGGCAACAUAAGAACUCGACCUAUAAAUCCACAUUCCUUUGAAUUUCUCAUCAAUGAGCCUAAUAAGUGCGAGAAGAGUGUCCCUUUCUUGGUCAUUCUUAUCAGCACAACUCACAAAGAGUUUGAUGCAAGGCAAGCAAUUCGGGAAACAUGGGGAGACGAAAACAAUUUUAAAGGAAUUAAGAUUGCCACACUAUUUCUUCUUGGGAAAAAUGCAGAUCCUGUGUUAAAUCAGAUGGUAGAGCAAGAAAGCCAAAUUUUUCAUGACAUUAUUGUAGAGGAUUUUAUUGACUCCUAUCAUAAUCUCACUCUGAAAACAUUAAUGGGGAUGAGAUGGGUAGCAACAUACUGUUCAAAAGCAAAGUAUGUUAUGAAGACAGACAGUGAUAUUUUUGUAAAUAUGGAUAAUCUUAUUUAUAAGCUGCUCAAACCUAACACCAAGCCAAGGAGAAGGUACUUCACAGGUUACGUUAUCAAUGGAGGGCCAAUACGAGACGUUCGCAGCAAGUGGUACAUGCCAAGAGAUCUGUACCCUGACAGCAAUUACCCACCCUUCUGUUCGGGCACUGGCUACAUUUUUUCAGCAGAUGUAGCAGAACUGAUUUACAAAACUUCCCUUCACACCAGACUCCUCCACCUCGAAGACGUGUAUGUCGGACUCUGUCUUCGAAAGCUGGGCAUCCACCCCUUCCAGAACAGUGGCUUCAACCACUGGAAAAUGGCCUACAGUUUGUGCAGGUACCGCAGGGUGAUCACAGUGCACCAGAUAACACCAGAAGAAAUGCACAGAAUUUGGAACGACAUGUCAAGCAAGAAGCAUCUUAGAUGCUAAGAUUUUUACAGAUGUAAAUACCUUUUUUACAUUUUGCUUUACUCUGGUUAUUUUUUGACAAAGUGAUGUACUGAUGUAAAGGUUAAACUGUGGGAUAUUACUGUGAGAGGAUUUUUAACGACUGAUUUUUCAUUGUCAUUUUGACUACUGGUUUACAGACUUCAGGCUCUUUUCAUAAGAACAUUACACCAGUCAAAGCUCAGAUUUUAUAUAUAAUCCUCUAUCACACACAUCAACUCCUGCAUCUGUAUGUAAAAGGACAGUAAUAAGCUACCCUGAGCUACUUAACAGUUCAUGCCCCAGCCUCUGAGAUAAGACUUGGGCCCUACAUAAAGAAGAAUAUACUUUUAACCCCUUUUGACACCCAACAUUCAUCCCUAGUUAGAACUUUGUUAAUAAAUUGAGCAGUAUAUAUUUGCAAAGAUCUCAUAUGCUUACGUUGGCAUCUAUAUCUUACACAACAACACGUACAGCUUCCAAACAGGUUGCUGAUGGUGCAAUAGCAGAAUUUAGACAGGUAGGAACAUCAAAGUCUCACAGGCCUUAGAACUAAACUCGCACACAGAAGUAUAUUUUAUCCCCCAGUCCUUUAAACCAUUUCAUAAAAUACUCCCUUUCCAUUCCAAUUUCACAAGUAGACCCAAAAAUACCUAAUCGAACUUUAAAAUGAAAUAGGAUGUGUAGAUUAAAUACAAGAUGGAAAACAUAUAGAGAAUCAUCUUAAAUAUCAGCAAUAAGAUACUUUUAAAGUGAGUGCAACAUUUCUCAUUAUUAUUUGUGCCUGUGAAUCUCUCCCUGUUUAGGAGAACAUGAAUGGGUAUGAUAACAUUAUUUUUUAUUUGGAAAGAAGACUGAACAACUUGUAUAGAAACACGUGAUUUUAUCAAAUGAUAAAACUGAUAGUUAAUAAGCAGCAUAUUCCAUCAACAUCAGUUGGUAUACUAUUUACCUAAAAAAUAAAAUAAAAUAAAAUAAUAAUCUAUCAUGAAAGAACAUUUCUUAAGGGUAAACUCUCUUUUUUUGCUACAGUGCAUAUGAAAAUGAGAUUACACCAUAUUUUCAAUGCUUUUUGUCUGAUCCAUAAUCUGUUGAAUGGACAACACACAAAUUUCAUAGAAAAACAGAGAACUUUU